Molecule: messenger RNA, 1149 nt
Organism: Aspergillus terreus NIH2624
Lineage: Eukaryota; Fungi; Ascomycota; Eurotiomycetes; Eurotiales; Aspergillaceae
Exons: 3
Coding region: 1-1149 (382 amino acids)
Source: RefSeq, a predicted model, not a curated record
AUGACGGUUAUAUUCCCGAUCGUGACCAGUGCGCAAAGGGCGGUGCUGGGCGUGGCUCUCUCCUUCUCGAUCCUCGCCGUGACUGCAGUAGCUUUACGACUUCUGGCCCACCAGAUUGCAAGAAAAAAGUGGACUCCGAGUGAUUAUUUUAUCAUUGCUGCCUGUAUAUUCGCCGUUGCCCUUCAAUCUAUUAGCAUCACGGGCGUCGUGCAAGCCGGGAUCGGAUACGACCAUGUCACGUCCAUUGCGGCCAUCUAUGGAAUUCAACCGAUUACUAAAUUGCUUCAACUGAUCAUUCCACUGCAGUUCCUCUGGGUCCUCAGCUUAAGCUGCACUAAAGUGUCCAUCCUGCUUCUGUAUCUCCGCAUUUUCCCUGUCACUGCGGUGGUACGCAUUGCCUGGGUGACCAUUGGCGUGAUUGUAGCUUGGGCUAUCGCGACAAUCCUGGUUGGGUGUUUGAUUUGUCGACCAUUCGCGUACAAUUGGGAUCAAACCAUCCCUGGCGGUUCCUGCGGAAACCAGGUCACUUCAUUCACUGCGACAGGGGUCAUCAACCUGGUUACAGAUGUUAUUGUUCUGGUCACACCGAUGCCGUUGUUAUAUCGGCUGCAGAUGGCAAUGUAUAAAAAGGUUACUUUGAUGACGGUUUUCGGGCUGGGAAUAGUGACCUGCGUGAUCAGCGCGCUCCGGAUCUCAGUCUUGUCCACAAUGGACUUCCAGGACAUAACGUACACCAUCCCUCGUGCCAACAUCUUCAGCGGUGUCGAACCAUGUCUCGCCAUCAUCCUUGCGUCGGUCCCCUUGAUGCGACCCCUCCUAGGGCGAUCAAGAUACACACCCACUACAACAGGAAGGGGGAAUGCCAAGUCUUCCUCCCCAUCCGCAGGCCCCAAGAACGCUAGUGGCGAUGGGUUCCAGCCGCUGGAUGACGACUCGAGCCAGUUGUGGCUCCGGCCGCUGGGACCAAAGCACUCUGCAGAUAUCACUGCGCAGAAAUCUGCAUCUAUUGGAGACCUGAGUUGUCGCAGCGAAGGGUCUCUUGAGGCUAGGAACGCUGGGCAUACAACAUCAGGACAGAAUUGGAAGGACGGUAUCAGGAUACGGCAGGACUGGGCUGUGCUCAAGGGAUCACAGAAAUCGCACUCCUGA